GCACCAUGGGCCCUAUGCAUCAACACACAGGCCCACUGAACGAAGCACUCUCAAGGCUCCCCUCCCUUCCCUCUCCACCAGGCGCUCUCUCCCUGCGGCUGCGGCUGCGCCUGGCGCAGGGCACAGCGGAGGGGCUGGCGUACCUGCAUGGGUUUGAGAUGUCCAUCAUCCACCGCGACAUCAAGCCCGCCAACAUCCUAGUCACCCACGAGAUGCACACCAAGGUGGCUGACUCUGGGCUGCUCAAGCGCCUCACUCAUGGCGAUGUAGACGCCACGCGCGUGGCGGGCACACCCGGCUACGUGGACCCCGACUACAACCGCACACGGAUGGUCACCGCCAAGAGCGACGUCUUCAGCUAUGGCAUCAUGCUGCUGGAGCUGCUCACUGGCAAGGUGCCUCAAGUUGACAACAAGACACACAUCAGGAAAUGGUAAGGACCACUGGCCUGCGUCCUCCUAGCA
Molecule: messenger RNA, 464 nt
Organism: Closterium sp. NIES-67
Lineage: Eukaryota; Viridiplantae; Streptophyta; Zygnematophyceae; Desmidiales; Closteriaceae
Source: the annotation of a GenBank genome assembly